Messenger RNA from Toxorhynchites rutilus septentrionalis, 1292 nucleotides. Its product is annotated as protein takeout-like. The record is from RefSeq and is a predicted model, not a curated record. The coding region runs from base 297 to 1040 and encodes 247 amino acids. The transcript has 4 exons. Lineage: Eukaryota; Metazoa; Arthropoda; Insecta; Diptera; Culicidae.
UUCGGUUCUGCUUGGCAGAUCGGCGGGUGGGAAUUCUCUGGAUUGUUCAGUUCUCUCGUUUGGGAAAGGAUCCUUUGUGUGGUGCUUUAUGCUACAAGUGUGCUGCUACUCGAGACAGAUUUCUGAGAUCGUAAGGAUUUCCGAUUUAGUGCGCGCGGUGAAAACAAAGCAGCUGUGCGAGUAGCUUCCGCAACGCAAAAAGUUUUCCGGAAGGAUCACAAGUUCAUAGUUUUACAAUAACGCUGUGAAAGUUGAAAGGAAAGCGAUUUGGAAGGAGCUUGAAUAGGGAUACCAGAAUGAAAUCAGUCACCGCAUUGCUGAUCCUCGGCAUCGCGAUAAGGAUAGAAACAAUAUUCGGAGCGAUACCGUCCACCAUUCGCGUGUGCUCGCGGAAUGAUCCCAAUCUCAGCAAGUGCGUUAUCGAUUCGGUGAACGCGCUGAAGCCCCAAUUGGCAACUGGAAAAAUCUCCGAUGAUUUCUCAAUCCCGCCACUGGAACCACUGGCCUUAGCUACCAUCAACAUGGAUCGCGGUUCGGAGUUCAAGGCCACGUUCACCGAUGUCCUCGUGAAUGGACCGAGUAAAUUCCAAAUCGAUAAUCUGAAAAUCAACCUCGAUAAAUUAACCUUCGAUUUCAACAUUUAUCUGCCAAAACUUUCCUUCCGCGGAAAGUAUGACCUCAAGAUCAAACUUCUCCUGCUGAAUAUCGCCGGUACCGGCGAUUUAAAAGGCGCAUUAGAAAACUCUCGAGCCCGCGUCAAGCUGUACUGCGAGCAGUACGAGAAAGGUGAUCAGAAAUAUAUGCGAGUCAAGCGGCUGGCCGUCAAAAUACAGAUCGAGAAGGGGCAGUUCGAUAUGAAGGAUUUGUUCAACGGCGAUCCGGUGCUGAGUCAGGUCGGUAAUCAAUUCAUCAAUGAAAACUCGCGUCUCUUCCUGGACGAACUCACGCCCGGCUUGGAGCGAAGCCUUUCGGACACGUUCAAGAACACCGCUAACGAAAUUCUACAGCUGGCUACCAUCGAUGAGAUUUUCCCAGCGUAGAAGCCUAAAUUGAAAAAAGUUGAUGGACAUAAACUGGAAAACAUAUUUAGACUCUCGAUCGUAUUGUAAUCGGUAGGAUCACCAAAUUCUGUAUUACUUUAGACUUUACUGGUGUUGUGUACAAGGAAAACUACUGUCUGUGAUGAGAUUGCUUUGUGUAUAAUCAAUUUCCAACUGAAUUAGAUUGUAAGUGAAAAAUCCCUAUAUAAAUGAAACCAAAAAUAAAGAAAGAAAAUUUUAUUUUCCCCGGCA